Molecule: messenger RNA, 5247 nt
Organism: Gambusia affinis (western mosquitofish)
Lineage: Eukaryota; Metazoa; Chordata; Actinopteri; Cyprinodontiformes; Poeciliidae
Product: CD209 antigen-like
Exons: 20
Coding region: 3242-4771 (509 amino acids)
Molecular function (GO): signaling receptor activity
Source: RefSeq, a predicted model, not a curated record
ACAAAAGGUCAGCUUUUAGUUACGCUGCAGUGUUUUAGAUUCCCUCAUUCUGUUAAACUAAUUCUCAUUACAUUAUGUGUUUUUAAUCAAUGUCCUCCUUGUCAAAGUGCUGAUAUUUAGUUCAUAAAAGUUAAUAAAAAAUCUUAAAAUUUAUUCGAUAAAAGACGGGCAGUCAGUGUAAAGAGGUCAGUAUAGGCCUUAUAUGGUCACGCUUCCUGGUUCCUGUAAGAAGCCGAGCAGUUGCGUUCUGGAUCAUUUGAAAUCGCUGCAUCUGUGAUUUAUCCAUACCUCUAUAUAAUGAAUUGCAAUAAUCCAAACGAGAUGUAAUGAAGGCAUGGACGAAUGGAUAAGUCCUUCAAAGUCCUUAAAACAAAAAUAAGAUUUAACUUUUGCUAAAAUCCCCAAGUGAUAAAAAUUUGAUUUAACGACAGAGCUAACUUGUUUAUCUAGCUUUAAACAGCUGUCAAAAGUAAAACCAAGAUUCCUAGCAGAGGUCUGACAAAACCGAGCUGAAGAACCAAGAAUCAGAUCUGGAUCUGUUGUGUGAAGACUGACCAAAUAAUUUAACUUGAGUUUGAUUGAUUUUGAUUUUGAUUUUGGAAAGUUUUGUUCCAUCCAAGAUUUGACUUCAACUAAACAAUCUAUCAAUAGCUGAUGAGAUUAAUUUGUACCAUUUUGUAGUUUAAGGGGCAGAUAAAUCUGGAUGUCAUCCUCAAAGCAAUGAAAGGAAACAUAAAAUUUAUGGAAAAUCUGGCCAACAGGCAAUAAAUAUAUGAUAAACAAAAUGGGACCUAAAAUUGAGCCUUGGGGGACGCCAUUCUUUAAGGUUUGGCGCCAGAACAGCAUUGGUCCAGAUGAACUGAGGAAGUUCUGUUUUCUAAAUAAGAUUUAAAUCAUUCAAAUACUGGGCCUCUCAGGCCAACACAAUGUUUUAAUCUAUAUAGGAGAAUCUGAUAAUCUACAGUGUCAAAUGCAGCACUCAGAUCUAGAAAUAAUAAAACUGCUACAUUGCCUGAAUCAACAGUUAAAAGCAGAUCAUUAAACACUCGAAGCAAAGCUGUUUCACUGCUAUGAGUAGCUUUAAACCCAGACUGAAAUUUCUCAGUUAUUGUCUUUUAAAAACAUUUCAACAUUUUAAUCCACAGGUAAGGUGGGUAAAUAUUUAAUUCACCUUACCUGUCUUUAUCAAAUGGGGUUUCUUCUACUGGAUAAGAUAAAAAUCCUCUAUAGUUUAUGAUCCAUCGAAACAAUAGAGCAUUCAGCCAUUAAAAUUGCCAUUGUAAUUACAUUAUGGCAUGAGGAUCUAUAAUGCCUUUAGAGCAUGUCGGUAAGUUUUAUUUAAAAUAGUUUUUUCUCUUGAUACAUAUUUGUUCAAACUUUAUAUGCCGUGACAGUGUAACAUGAGACAGAUAAUCCUUGGGGGAAAAAAUCAAGUUCCUCCACCACCAUCUAUAAAUCUGCUGUCAUCUGACCAAUGAAGUGCUCCGUCAAAAACAACCAAUCAGAGCCAGGAGGAGGGGCUUAGCGCUGUCAAUGACUCUCUUGGUCACAACAUCCUCGUUUCUCUCUGCUAUGCUACAGCAGAGAGCUAGCCACCCAUGAAUACUAAGGCUAGAUAGCAUGGCUACUGACGACAGUGGAUAAAGAACGCCAAAUUGUUUCUCCACGUUUAGCAAGUGCACAAGUUUGAUUGACAACGCUAAGACCCUCCUCCUGGCUCUGAUUGGUUGGUUUUGACUGGCAUUUCUGCAGACGGAAAUUGGAGCUCAGGGAGGAAGUGGAGGAACUCAGUCUUGUCACAGAUUAUCUGUCAAAUAUUACACUGUCGGGACAAAGUGACAGUUUUUAACAAAUUUGCAAAAAAAAAAAUAUAUAUAUAUAUAUACAUUUUUUAAAUAUUGCACACUGUCGAUUUAAGUCAGAGUACUAUCAACACUUAGAGCAGCUCAUCAAUUCAGCUGUGCAGUAACUAAAGCUUAUCCAAUACAUACUGAUUCCACAUUUUAAAUACGUCAAUAAUUCUGACAAACUAGUCACUAUCAGCCUGAGUCUGUAAAGGAGACAAGGUUACUCUGCUGCAAGUGUCAGCUGAGUUUAUUUACAAUCAAACAACCUGCUUCCCCAUAUAUAGUAAAAUUUUGCACGUAUUUGUUUCCGUACUUAAAAGAAACAUCAUAAUUAACAGUAACUGCAACUCCAGGGAAUGCAGGUCAACAGUUUUGAAUGAUUCAACCGAGUUUGCAGUAGUUAAAAGAGGAAGAGCAAGUGAUUCUGCUGAGUCUUGCAAACCUGUCUCACAGUUUUUGAUUAGUCGUGUCUUGUGGUUUUUGCGUUUUAUCAAAAUCCAGCCUGUCUGACAAUAUGACAUGGGCUAACAGAUCUCAAAAACAUACCAGUGAAACUCAGGAAUUGGUAUGAAACAAAGUAAGUUAUUUUCAACGAUAAAGAGCCUGAUCAAAAAGGAAAGGAAAACAAAAACAGAAAACAUUAACUCACAUUUGCCAAAAAAGCAUGAAUUCUGUUCUCCUGCUGAACAUGCUGAAGGAGAACAUCAUCAGUUUACGACUGUAAGCUCAAGCACAAGCAACUAAAUCAACCUCUGGAUGGAAAGAAAUUCAAGGUACCAUAGUGGCCUAAUCAAAGUCUGGAUAUAAGUCCAACCGAGAAGCUUUGACCUGACCUUUGAGCAACGUGGCCAAAUUAAAACAAAUCUGGAAAACGGGAGAAGAUGAAAUUCCUUAACAAGAAUACAGAAGUUUUAUUGCGGGUUAACACAAAUGCUUGACUGCAUCUAUUGAAACCAAGGCUGGCACAAGUUUAGAGCCAAUUAUACAAUUAAACUGGGGUAAAGUUGGGUUGUGGGUCUUUAAAUUAAGUAAAAGCUGCCGUCUGAGAGACCAAUUCAGUCUGUCUUAACUUAAAAUGACUCAUUACUACUAUGAAUAUGUGGUCUGUGUGGUUUUCAGUUAACACACAGACCAUACACAUAUUGCAAGUCCAGCAAAAAUUUCCAAGAUCCUAAAUUUUCAAGAAUUGUUUUUUGUGGCUUAAUUUUUUUUUUCUUUUUCAAGUUUUGUAAAGCUGUGAUGGUGGGAUAGAGGUACUUCCAAAGAAAGAGGAAGAAAUUUUAACACAAAAAUUGUGUCAGCAUCUCCACUUGUCAUAGACGCACCAAGGACCAAAGGUGGCUUUUGGCAGAGACUUAUAGAUUGAGGCCUCGCUGCUUAACAAGAAAACAGAGAUGGUUUUCCACAGAGAGCACUAUGGACGUUCUGUGGCGUACGAGAAAUUCAGCGAUACUCUUUAUACCAGCAAUGAUGGACCGGAGAGCUGCUCAGAUAAUAACAGCAAACCCACUUCGGAACUUCAGCGGUACAAGUUGGCCGCAGCCACCUUUGGACUUUUGUGUCUGCUGCAGCUAAGUCUUAUGAUUUCUCUUACUCUUUCAGCUUCCAGCAAUCAGAGUCUGAUUGAGAAGGAGAAAAAUGAACUGAAGACACUCAACUCUGGCCUCAAUGCCAGGAAUAAAAACCUGACAACAGAAAGAGAGCAGCUGAGGAGGAAUCUAAGUGACGUUGUUUCACAACGUAAUUCUCUGACUAAGGAGAGAGAUGAACUAAAGAAGACCAACCUUGGUUUCUGGUCCAAUCUAAAAAAUCUGACUGCAGAGAGGGAAAUGCUGCUCAGAACCAUCAAAGGCACCGAGGCCGAUAACAAAAAUGUGACUGAACAGAGGGAUGAGCUGAGGAAAGAACUUAAAAACCUCACUUUAGAGUUCAGUUUCCUGACUGAGGAGAGAGACGAGUUGAAGGAGAUUAAUCUCGGUAUCGAGGCAAAUCUGAAAAACCUGACCGACGUGGGAGAAACGCUGAUCAGAACCAUCAAUGCCACUGAUGCUAUCAAUAAAAACUUGACUGAAGAGAGAGACGAGCUGAGGAAAGAGCUCAACAACCUUGCUUCACAUCUUAGUUCCCUGACUAAUGAGAGAAACGAGUUGGAGAAGUUAAACUCUGACAUUGGGGCCAGUCUGAAAAAUCUGAGUGAAGAGAGUGAAAAACUGAUCCAAACCAUCCAAAAUAUUCUGUCCGAUCACAAAAACGUGACCGGAGAGAGAGACGACCUGAUGAGGAAGCUGAAUGUGUUUACUUCACAGCUUGCCUCCAUCUCUAAGGAGAGAGAUGAUCUAAAGAAGAUUAACUCUGAUAUUGAAGCCAACAGUAACAACUUGAGAGAAGACAAGGAUGAACUCAACAGGAAGCUGAAUGAUUUGGAAUCCAAACAGAAUGCCUUGACUGAAGAAAGAGACACUUUGAGGAAAACAAAGUCGUACAUUGAGGCCAUGUCCAGAACAAUCAGCCAGGAAAGAGAUGAGCUGAAGGCAAAGAUCAACACUUUAAAUCAACCAGGAUGGGAGGUUUUUGAAGGCAGUGCCUACUACGUUUCUGCUGGCAAAAAGACCUGGCAAGAGAGCAGACGUUACUGUCAGUCAAAGGGUGCAGACUUGAUGAUCAUCAACAGCAGAAGCAAACAGGUUUUUGGAAACAAGUUUCAGAAGUACAUGUGGAUUGGACUGACUGAUGGAGAAAGAGACGGAACAUGGAAAUGGGUAGACGGGAGUCCAGUUACCACAAGCUACUGGGCAGAUGGCGAGCCAAAUGGUAGAACACUGGAGAACUGUGGGAACAUAAAGACUUACGCUAAGGAGAGAAGCUGGAACGAUGAACAGUGCUCCCAUUCCCUCAACUGGAUCUGUGAAUUAAAGCUAAUCUAGUAACUGUGAUUCAUAUCACAUAAACAGGAAAAAAUCCUCACUUCUUAAAACUCUGAUGUUGCUAAUAUUUGUACAUUUGUCUGCUUUGUUUGGAUGUGAUGUUCUGAAGGUGAUACUGGAGAUGUACUGAUCCACAUUUUGUGAGCAAUUUCAAAUCUUUGAUUUUUGAUCAAAGUUGGAUCUGCUGAGUCUGAUUUUAAAUUUCAAUUAUAAAAACAUUAAAAAAAAUUUCCACACUCCCUGCAGUGAGUUGUCUUUAACUGUUAAUAUUAGGAGUAGAGGCAACUAUAAAGGUGUAAAAAUCUUUGUUUUCCAAGAAUAAAAAUUCAUUGUGGUAAUCAAUUUAUUCUAAUGAUAAAUUCUAACAGAUGAUUUUUGUAAACCCCAAAACUGACAUGAUUUGUGUUGUUAAUUUUACUGUUUAAAUUAUUAUGAUUUUUUGUUCUUAAUUACAGUUCCAUGAGAGGAUCAAUGAA